Messenger RNA from Gigantopelta aegis, 4794 nucleotides. RefSeq names its product NEDD4-like E3 ubiquitin-protein ligase WWP1. NCBI's taxonomy places the organism in Eukaryota, Metazoa, Mollusca, Gastropoda, Neomphalida, Peltospiridae. The transcript is spliced from 20 exons. The coding region runs from base 94 to 2715 and encodes 873 amino acids. Gene Ontology annotation, molecular function: protein binding; ubiquitin protein ligase activity. The record is from RefSeq and is a predicted model, not a curated record. Gene Ontology annotation, biological process: ubiquitin-dependent protein catabolic process.
GACCAGUGAUGGUGGUCAACACAGAUCAUUUGGAUAAGGCGUAUCAUCAUAUUACGCUUGGAAUAUAAUUUGGAAGAAAGAGAUGCUGUAUUGAUGAUGGGAGAAGCUGCUAGUGCAUCUGCCUCAAGUCCACAGUUGUCACAGUUACAGGUUACAAUACAAUCAGCAAAAUUGACAACAACUGGAGGUAUAUUUUCUUCCAAACCAGAUACAUAUUUAGAACUUAGUGUUGAUGGUCAACCACCAAGGAAAACAGACAUCUCCAAGAAAACAACAACGCCAAAAUGGGAUGAGCAUUUCACUGUGUUGGUGACACCAUACUCAAAGCUAGAAUUUAAAGUGCUAGCUCAAAACAGUAUUCGCACUGAUACAUUGAUAGGACAAUCAUCAGUGGAUGUCUACACGUUGUUGGAGGAAAACCAUGGCAAAUUUAAUAAUACAAAGAAAACAUUUGACUUGAAGCUAGAUGGCAAAGGAAAGAGUGGAGAUGUCACCAUAGUUCUGAAUGGUAUGGAGGUCAACAUGAAAAACUUCCCUUCAAAGAAUUCUACUCCUAAGAUGGCAAACGGCAAUGCAGCUGGCAAGACUAAGUCUGGUCAAACUCCGACCCGUUCAAACCGAAACUCGACAGGUAGUAAUCGACAGAGUACGUCGUCCACUCGUGGUCCUCCCCCACCACGCCCCCCAGCACCUGUGUCGUCGUCAUCAUCGGCAGCUUCAUCUGCCACCUCGGUCGCAUCAGUCACUGCCGCCACCUCGGUCGCAUCAGUCACUGCCGCCACCACUGCAACAACCACUUCAACAUCGGCAGCUGCAACAGCUUCUACGUCAGCAACAGUUUCUGCACCACCAAACACUUCGGCGACUGAUCCUGCUGUGUCGUCUCAAGCAAACGGUACCGAUGUGAAUGCUGCCAGCUCUCAGAUGGGGGAGACAACUCCACCGGCUGGCAAUCCAACAUCGGCUAACAUAGCACAGAAUGCUAACCCGGAGCCCCUUGCUGCUGGCUGGGAAGUCCGAUAUGAUGCCCAUGGCCGGCCAUAUUAUGUUGACCACAAUACAAGGACGACAACGUGGGAACGUCCACAACCACUUCCUCCUGGUUGGGAAAGACGGUUGGAUCCGAGAGGCCGGGCCUACUAUGUAGACCACAACACACGCAAGACCACGUGGCAGAGGCCGAACAUGGAGACCGUACAGAAUCUGCAGAACUAUCAGGAAUGGCGCAACAAUCGCACCCUGGAGCAGCUACAACGGCGAUUCCUCUUCCCACAGGCCACCCAGCAGGACAGUAACGACCCACUAGGACCGCUACCUGAAGGAUGGGAGAAACGAGUUGAUGCCAAUGGCCGUGUGUACUUUGUCAAUCAUAAAAAUAGAACAACCCAGUGGGAGGAUCCAAGAACUCAGGGUAUUAUGCAAGAAGACCCUCUGCCUGAAGGCUGGGAGAUGAGAUACACUGCUGAGGGUGUCAGGUACUUCGUCGAUCACAACACACGCACAACAACAUUCCAGGAUCCGAGGGAAGGCCCAUCGAAAGGACCCAAAGGUGCAUAUGGUGUUCCAAUUCAAUAUGAAAGGAGUUUUCGCUGGAAGUUGGGACAGUUCCGUUACCUGAGUCAUUCAAACUCUCUACCUGGACACGUCAAGAUCACAGUGUCUAGAGAAAAUAUGUUUGAAGAUUCGUUUGCACAGAUAAUGAGAUUGCAGCCUUUUGACUUGAGAAGACGAUUGUAUAUUAUUUUUAAGGGAGAGGAGGGUCUCGAUUAUGGUGGUUUGGCAAGGGAAUGGUUUUUCAACCUGUCCCAUGAUGUGUUGAACCCCAUGUAUUGUCUGUUUGAGUAUGCCAGCAAUAGUAACUACAGUCUGCAGAUUAACCCUGCAUCCAGCGUGAACCCGGACCACCUACUCUAUUUCAGGUUCAUUGGCAGGGUUAUUGCCAUGGCUUUGUACCAUGGGAAGUUCAUAGACAGUGGCUUCACCUUACCCUUCUACAAGCGAAUGCUUAACAAGAAGCUAACGAUAAAAGAUCUAGAGUCAAUAGAUCCUGAAUUCUAUACUUCUCUUCUUUGGGUCAAAGAGAACGACAUAGAUGACUGUGGGUUGGAGUUGUUCUUCUGUGCCGACUUCGAGGUGCUAGGUAAACUGGAGCAGCAUGAACUGAAACCAGGUGGUGCUGAUGUCAGGGUGGUGGAGGAGAACAAGGAAGAAUACAUCAGUUUGAUGACUAAUUGGCGAUUCAACCGAGGGGUUGAGGAGCAGACAAAAGCUUUCCUGGAAGGUUUUAACGAGGUUGUGCCCCUUCAGUGGUUACAGUAUUUUGAUGAAAGGGAAUUGGAGUUGAUGCUGUGUGGUAUGCAAGAGAUAGAUAUUGAUGACUGGGAGAAAAACACAAUUUAUCGUCACUACCAGCGAAACAGUAAACAGAUAGUCUGGUUCUGGAAGUUUGUACGUGAAAUUGAUAAUGAGAAGAGAACGCGACUGCUUCAGUUUGUGACAGGAACCUGUCGAUUACCAGUUGGAGGCUUAGCUGAAUUAAUGGGGAGUAACGGCCCUCAAAGGUUCUGCAUCGAGAAGGUUGGAAAAGAGACGUGGUUACCUAGGAGCCACACAUGUUUCAAUCGAAUCGACCUGCCUCCCUACCGCAGUUAUGAACAGCUUGUUGAGAAGCUCAACUUUGCCAUAGAGGAGACCGAGGGAUUUGGCCAGGAAUAACGAUACGACCUGUCCUAUGAAAUAACUGGAUGCAAAAUGACAAAAGUUGUGAUUGUGACUAUAUUCAAAAUAAUGAUGUUGUUAUGUAACAAAGAUAUUUUUGAAGCAGUGUACAGACUAACUGUAGGGUACGUACUGGUAAAUUGGAUUACAUAUUAUUAUUAUUAUUAUUUUUAUUAUGUUUCAGUAUAAUAUUGUUUGGCAAGAUUAUAAGGCACAUGUUUUGACGAAAUAAGAGACAUGCAUUUAACAGUGAUUAAAUUAAUAAUUUGUGCACUCAUUAUUUUAAUUUAUUGAAUAAGCCGACAGUCUUUGUUAUGUUGAUAAUUACUUUGGCAGUUUUAUAUAUACAUUUGUACAGAAGUUUGUCACCACCCAUAUUUCAGUUGCCUGUGUACAGUUGUGGGUUAUGUAGAUUACGUGGAACCUGAAGGUGAUGAUAGAACUUCAGAUAAUGAAUGCACUGUACAUACAUAAUAUUCAGGCCUCGUGCGAGGUCAAAAUCAAUGAGUGAAGUCACUUCUCUCUUAAACUUUUAAAAAGGCGAAGUUUUUAACAGGAGGGAGAUUUGACUUUUUAAUCUAAAAAAAGAACUCAAUACAGUUAAACCUGUCUUAAGCGGCCACACAAAGGAGUAGUCAAAUGCGACUGCUUAAGACGAGUGGUCAAUGAAUACAUGUGCAACUUUUACAGUCUCUAAUUUAAAAAAAAUAUUUUUACAGUCUGUACUGCUAAUUGAUGGAUGUGUGCUCUAGAGUUUUCUAAAAUUCCACAUGUCGCCUACUUCAGAAAUAAUAAAAUGAAACUAAAAACUGCUAAUUUAACCGUUUGGAAUUCAUUGUCUCACAAUUUCUUUUUCUCUUUUCAUUUAAUUCCUACUCCUAGUAGAUCAAUGUCAGGCUUAGAUUCACAGUCUCAGUUUCUUAGUGGAUACACAUGGUCGAAAUGUCGGACUGAAUGGGUACUAGUAACCGUGAUGGUGUGAAGAUCACUUAUUUUCGGCACCUUGUCACAUUUUGUUUGAAAUAACAUUUGUAUAGAAUUUACAGUGGCCGGCAUUUUGGCGACUUGGGCGUGCAUUUACAUUAAUGUCUACUGCUCCAAACAAAUAUAAUUUUUCAGUGUAUUUUCCGGUAGAGCAUGACCCAACCUCUCUAAAUAAAAUGUGCUCUCACAGUCUAGACCCCCACCCUUGCACAAUUUCCAGCACACACGCCUGACAAUAGAAUUAAAGUUAUUCGCUUCAACAGUCAGUAGCACAUUUAGGCCUACUUUUAGUGCCAGACAAGGGUGUUGUCUGAACUAGACUGCCUAUCUGUGAGCCUGUCGCAUGAUUUUGUGGUGCCAGUGUCACUUCGAGCUCUCAGACACUUAACACCUAAUUAUUAUCUAUGAAUAGGUGUUGCUCAAGUUAUUCACCAUUCAUCCGUAAUUGUGUAAAAUACAAGUUGUUACUAUUUUUAAAAGGCAACACAGAUUUCGCCUUACGGUAACUGGCACGGCAAAAUCAGGUUGUUCAAAGCGAAGUUUUGGCUCACUUCGUCUGCUCACAUGAGCUCUGAAUAUUAUCCAAUCAGAUUAAAGAUGCUGACCCUAGUUUCCAUGGUGCGUACCAUUUUUGCUUCUAAUGAAAUUAAUUUCAUCAGGAUGACCUAAAACAGUUUGGAUUUGUCAACUUUGAUAAAUUAAACAAAAUGUUGAUAAAUUAAACAAAAUAUCCUGACUUAAUCAUCAGGAUGACCAGAAACAGUUUGGAUUUGCCAACUUUGAUAAAUUAAACAAAAUGUAAGUAAUUUCUAAGUUAAGGGUGAAAAAGCUGUAAUAGUCAGGAUUAUUUUACAGUUUGAUAAUUAGGGUCAGUGGCUUUACACUGAAUCACAAUUCUGUAUAUAAUGUUUGUUUUUUAAAUUUAGGUGGUACUCAACUUCUACAUGAAUGUAUAUUGUCAUGUUGCCAUUUACUAUGUAAUAGCAUAUCUUUCAUUGGCUAGUCAAAAUUUCUCAAUCAUAAUGUCAAAGCGGUGGUUGAAUAAAAUUGUCUUAAGGCAAUAUUAUAUUGCUUUAGAACAAUCUGUCUAGA